Paramuricea clavata is the source of this 313-nucleotide messenger RNA. NCBI's taxonomy places the organism in Eukaryota, Metazoa, Cnidaria, Anthozoa, Malacalcyonacea, Plexauridae. The record is from the annotation of a GenBank genome assembly.
AUGGAAAUUGAGCAAGAUAUGAAUAUUGAUUCAACGGAAAUUGCAAAUUAUGUUUAUCUAUUUUUGAAAGAAAAUAAUUUUCUACAAUACUGGUCAAGCUUCGAUAGGAAGGGCUACGAUGACAUGAAACAGUUGCUAGAGAUGACACCAGAUGAAUUAGAACAGGCGCUAGCACAAGAUAUUGGAAUCAAGAAAAUAGGGCACCUCAAGCGAUUGAAGGCUCUUUUAGCUAUCCAUUCUACAAGAGGCAAUUCGAACGAAAAAGAAUACGAGAAUAAAGAUGCAAAGAAAAGCUCAAACAAAACUCAGAAAU